Messenger RNA from Asterias rubens (European starfish), 5317 nucleotides. RefSeq lists its product as uncharacterized. Lineage: Eukaryota; Metazoa; Echinodermata; Asteroidea; Forcipulatida; Asteriidae. The transcript has 3 exons. The record is from RefSeq and is a predicted model, not a curated record. Bases 550 to 2487 code for a protein of 645 amino acids.
GAAUUAGAUCUUUUCAAAAUUAAAUUCAAUAGUAAAUUUGACACUGAACAAAGUUUGUAUUUUUAUAAGAAUCUAUGAGAAUGACAAUGAAUAGUGCGUUAUCAACGCCCUAAAUAUUUGUUCAGCAACAUGGUACUUUUUAUUAUGAGGGUCAUUGUGUUUUUUACAUUGAAUGAGAAAAUGUCAACGCCCUAAAGUGUGGUUGCCUAUACAGCCAAGGUCAAUGCUACUGUACAACUCUACACUAGUCUGGUCCCUGACCAAAGAUUCCUUGACAUCUCUUGUUAAAUUCGACAGAGCCUAGUCAGAGAUUUUCGGGUCUGGGAACCAGACUAACUCUACAAUGGGGAAAUACACAGCACAGUUUAAUAACAACCAGGGCUGAUACAUGGUGCUACAUGUCCAAGACUCCUUCUUCCUAUGUACAUGUAUGGAUGUUUUUUGUGUGUGCAAUAAACCAACUCGAAGUCGACAACAAUGAACUCAUGAUAAUUCAUCUGGAGAUCUGUAUUAACUGACCCAUUUAAAAAGGUUAUACCAGCAAUAAACAUGGACGUUCAGCGUGGACAUUGCUGGCGUUGUAAAGUUAAACUGGAACAGACCAUUCACUGUCCUGAUUGCAAGAUGGCGGAGUAUUGUAGCUCAACAUGUGAAAACAGAGACAGAGUUAGACAUAGGAGUAGAGAGUGCCCGUUAUUUGGAACAAGAUCAUGCAACAAAUGCAACAAGAAGGGUACAAUGAAAGAGUGUGCACGUUGCAACUACGCAUGGUACUGUAACCAGGAAUGUCAAAGAAGUGAUUGGGCCAAUCAUAAGGAGUUAUGCAAGAAGACAAAGGCAACUACAACAACAGCAGCUGAUAAACUAACACAAAAACACAUUUUUAUGCGUACCGAUAGACUUGGUGGUGCCCCUUAUUAUUUUGGAAACUGCAUUGCUGAAGACUUCUUGCAACUUGCUAACAAUGAAUGGUCUGAUGGGUCAAUAAAGAAAACUGACUUGAACAGAGAUUAUCAUAUAUUGUCAGCUGGUUGCGGAGACUUACGCAACACUGUCUUGACAGCAGCUUCCCUUCCUGCCAGGUACCAGGGAAGUCUGUACAUCACUCUCAAUGACUUUGACCCUUUUGUCAUGGCAAGGAAUGUCUUGUUUCUCUUUAUGUUGGUUCGGUUUGCAGACACUGAGGGAAUUGAGAGCAGUCUGACUACCAUCUGGUACUCAGUUCACAUUACAAAGAAAGAGUAUGACUUGAUCAAGACCAGCUUGGAUGAGCUCAUUCAGAUGACCCCUCAAAGUCUCACAGAGGUCACUCAAGGGUUGGUCAAAGUUCAAGGUGAAGAUCUUGCAGACAUGAGUCAAGUUUGGGACAAAUGGAGAUCACUAGAAUGCCAACGAAAGAAACAAUCCUCAAUAAAUCUCAGAAAACAAAGAAAAACUGUGUUUGAUCAAUAUAAUAAAGAAAUUGAACAAAACAUUGGUAAGGGAAGGGAAUUCGUUCACACAAAUCAGUUAGAGUCAUCCAGUGCUGAAAAGCAAUUUGAAGAAUGGUUUGACCAUGGGAUGUUCCUCCCCAAAGAAGAAAAACAAGAACUAAUGUCAUUUGAUAACCCGACACUAACAGGGCGUGAAGCUGACAUACCUUUUGGUUGUAUAACUGAAAUUAAAUUCUCAAUCAAUCAAAAUAUAAGCCCAAAGGAUUAUACCUUUGUGUACUGCAUCAAACAAGAUUCACAUCCCUUCAAAGUGUGGGAUUGCUUGAGAGUGAGGGAGUCUGAGACCAGACCCUGCUCAUCCCCGAUGGUGAUUUACCACAACUACAUCACAAACCUCCUCCAGAAAUUCAAACAUCUCAUCCAGCAACAACGGCUUUCUUUCCAAAUUUCUCUGGCUAACUGUAUGGACUUUCCUUCGAUUCAUAAGUCUCUUAAAAUGUCAAACUAUGACAGGAUAUUCACAUCCAAUCUCAGUGACUACAUCGGCUUUGCCAAGCUCCUGCAAAACUUCAAACCCCUUCUUAACCAAAGUAACCGCUCCUCAGUAAUUGUUACUGAGACGAUAAACUGGAUUGAAUUUUUGCCUAGCGACACAUCUGACAAUUUUAAACUAAGUGCUGAAUCAUACUUAAAGGAUACAGACAGGAAUCCUGCCACCCUUCUUGCAAACCUAACUGACGUAGCACCGACUACCUGGUUAGAGUACUUCGACAAUGCCCCUUACUUCAUUGCAUAUCUGCGUGCACAAAUCAUGGCAGGGGGUCUUGGGAUACCACCAUUGACUUAUUUGCCAUCAUUUGGUGAAGUGAUGAAGUACAAUGGUCUAGAAAUGCGUGACUUUCGUAAGAAGCUGAAUCGUCUUGUUCCAUUUCAAUAUCGAGUCAAUGCUCGUGACUUGACCAGAAUAACUGCAACUGACAGAGCAGUGGAGUGGUAUCUGCCACAUAAUGAGCACUUGGGCCCCGGUCCCACUGGACCCAGCCUUGAUCUCUAAAAUCGAGAAAAGGGCGAUCACGACCCCGCAAUUUCGGGAAAGGGGCGAUCAAAGGGAAAUAAGCGUAAGUGGGAAUGCGAGGGCGAUCAGGAUCUGACCCUGCAAUUUUAAUCAACCUCGGGAAUAGGAUUAAAGCGGGAUCUGAUCGCCCUUGUGGGUUAAAAGGGUGAUCAACGUCUAGUGGGAACGCAAAGGGGGGAUCAGGACCCCGCAAUUUGAGAUCGAACAUCCGGUGGGCUCGAAUGGCGCAAAAAAUUGACACUUGCGUGAUUGUUCUCUACCUGUUGACUUCCAUGGGGAAGAAACAUCACAAAUUAUUGCCAUAGAAAAAACACACGUCGUCUACGUGCCGAGUACGAAGCUCAUCUAAAAGCUAUUAUUGUCUGACAAUUUUAGAGACGUAGUUUGCACAAAACAAUCCUCCUUCCCCAUACAAACGCGACACACGCACUGUGGGACGGUGGCAUCAUGCACUAAUCGGUACGAAAUUGUAACACAAACACUCAAUGACGCAGUGUAUAAGUGACCAAAAAAAACACAUUUCUCAUUCCGAUUCUCUGUGAAUUUAAAAAUAGAACUGCUGCAAACUUCAAACAAAGCAUGUUUCUUUGCAUGUGCAUUAUGUAAGCUACUCUACAAGUCAACUUGUAAAUUUCUUCAACAAAACUAUAAUUAUCCAGUGGCAAAGAAAACAUGCCUCAUUUUAGUCGGGAUCCUGGUAGCGUUUUCUGCAACAUGCCAUGUGGAAGCGGAAAAGGUAAUCACGUCUUUUUCUUCGUUGCAAAAUCGGAAACAUGCGGGGAGGGACGGCGCAAUUUGAUUUUGUUCGUACUAACAACAAAUGCGGUGGAUCAAGCCGUAAAACACAGUACUUAUGCAACCUAUUUAACUGUCGGUCUUCGGUACAUUAAGCACCGUUUUUGGCGCCAUCCUUUAACUGAUAUAUCGAGUAUACUCGAUAUUGAAUUUCCGAUAUUUUGGGGUUAUUAUCGACAGACAAAAUAAUGGUGGCUGACGACGUCCCAUGCAGAGCUCGAGCAGGCUGCGGAAAAGUCGCCAUCGAUGGGUACUUUGUACAUGUACAUAUGCGAGCUGCACACUUGAAUGACUUUUCAUUAGUCAACUCCCGUUUCCAAAAGGCGGAUCAAUGCGCGAUCAUACUCAAGUGGGAAUGCAACAGCUAUUUCACGUCUGCGACUAAUCCUUUUGUGGGAUCAUGAUCUCGCAAUUGUGGACCAGUGGGAACGCAGUCUGUAUCAUAAUAAUAAUAAUAAUAAUAAUAAUAAUAACAGCAUUUAUAAAGUGCCAUAUAUCCAAAAGAUUGCUCAAAGGCGCUGAAAGGUAAAGAGAUGCAUACAGUUAUUAGCAAGAGAUGUUUGAGAUUAAAGUAGUAAGAGUUGUUGUCUAAAAAUUACUUCAAAACUGUGCAUUUGUGAACAAUAGCAAUAACACAAAAUAGUUUUUACAAAAAGAAAAAUGUCUAUGCUGGAAAACUGCUGAUUAAAUUUUUUCGGACUAAGCAUUUAGAUUUUAAAUACCAACUAGGUUGUCGGGCAAUUGUGUAAUCCACUUUAACUUGAGGUAACUUGAACAUUGUUACACUUCUUGCUUAUGUAUAUAUUACAUAAACUGACAAUCAUUUCAAAGAUAGAUGGCAUCACCGUAAAGCGCCAUCAUUUUGUGAAGUGAUGAAAUACAAUGGUCUAGAAACGUGUGACUUUCGUAAGGAGCUGAAUUGUCUUGUCCCAUUUCAGUAUCGAGUGAAUGCUCUUGAUUUGAACGUUAUAACUGCAACUGAUAGAGCAGUGGAGUGGUAUCUGCCACAUACUGCAUGAUAGCCAACACCAAAAGAAGUUUGACUCAAAUUUAAUAUAGCUUAAUCCAAUUAUUCACUGUAAAGAAUCACACUACCCAACAUUUGUUUGACUAUUUAAUGAGGAUUAAAGUGGUAAGUGUGUAUGUACUCUAAAGUUUUUAGCAUUAUUAAUAAUACGAAACUUGCAAGCACCUUCUACACAAACAAAAGUUGUAUUUUCCUUUAAAAAUGCCGCAUAAAUACAAGUAAGUUUUUUGCUUUCAAAUGUAAAUAACCAUACAAUUAAAUACACAAGUAUUGGUAAAGAGAUCGUAAGUUAACCAAGUAAAUUGAUGUAUAGCACCUGGGUCAACUUUUGUUCAUUCAGUCAAAAAGUUGCAUAACUUGUAGGAAGGUUAUGAAGAGUGCAUUCUACUUGUGUCAUUUUAACUUGGAGUAUAGAGCGAUCAAACACACCCCUUUAAACAUUAGAGACCUAAAUUGCUUGUAUGACUCAGCGACCAGUAAAAAAAAAACACUCUAAUAUAAUUGUAGCUUUAAUAACAAUCUGAUCAAAGCCAGAUUUUAAGUUAUAGUAUUUAGACUGUAGGAACAUUUUCAGUUACAAAGCAGGGUCUAAUCUCUGUGGACAAACAAUGUGUAGAAAUGAAACUUUAUGAAGAAGUUGCUGGCUUUUGUAGCCUACAAUGUUUAUGCAAAUAAAUAUGCAUUGCAUGCUUUAGUAAUUAAUAGAUGCAUUUUGUGGUGAAGGGUCAAGUACAGUAACUAAUUUUGACUGUCUGUCAGAUAUUUUAUGCUUUAUUAUCCAAACUGCUUGUUAAUAUUUGAUGGUGAUGGGCUAUUAUUAAUGUUGGAACUAAGAGAGUUAUUGUAAUUAAUUUUAUUUAUUUUUUUUUGUUUCAAUGAUGAUUAUAAUUAUAACCUUAUUAGCACUUUUUAUAAAAUCAAUAAAAAGCGCUUAAAGGCAGUGGACACUAUUGGUAAUUGUCAAAGGCUAGCCUUCACAGUUGGUGU